AUGACGCUCUACUACAGUCUGGUGUUCACCGUCCUCCUCUUCGAAAUGGCGAUCUUCUGCCUCCUAAUCCUCCCCCUCCCCUUCACCUGGCGCAAAUCCCUCUUCCGCUUCAUCUCCGAAUCCCCUCUCGUCGCAAAACUCCAAUACGGCCUGAAAAUCACCUUCAUCUUCAUCCUCGUCCUCUUUAUCGACUCUGUCAACCGCGUAUUCAAGGUUUCCGAGGAUGCUGCGGCGGCGAGACCUAGCAAUGGGGGUGCGGCGGUGGGUGCGGAGGCGUAUCGGAGUGAUAUGCAGGCGAGAAAGUUUUAUUCGCAGAGGAAUAUGUAUUUGUGUGGGUUUACGCUUUUCUUGUCGCUUAUCUUGAACCGCACCUACGCCCUCAUUACCGACAUCCUCAAAAUGGAAGAAACCCUCGCCCGCCUCCAAAACUCCACCGAACCCACCCUUCCCGCAACCUCCUCCACCGACGACGCCGCCAAAGCCAUCGCGCUCAACAAAGAGCAGGAAGAGCGGAUCAAGGAGCUCGAGGCCAAGGUGGAGAGUAAGGAGAGGGAGUUGGAAGUUGUGAAGAAGCAGGCGAUGCAGAAUUUGGAUAGGUACGAUGAGUUGAGUGAGGAG
Messenger RNA from Saitoella complicata NRRL Y-17804, 618 nucleotides. Its product is annotated as B-cell receptor-associated 31-like protein. The record is from RefSeq and is a predicted model, not a curated record. The transcript has 3 exons. The annotation marks the transcript as partial. Gene Ontology annotation, biological process: intracellular protein transport; endoplasmic reticulum to Golgi vesicle-mediated transport. Gene Ontology annotation, cellular component: endoplasmic reticulum membrane; endoplasmic reticulum. Lineage: Eukaryota; Fungi; Ascomycota; Saitoellomycetes; Saitoellales; Saitoellaceae.